Messenger RNA from Diorhabda carinulata, 1150 nucleotides. Its product is annotated as odorant receptor 22c-like. Gene Ontology annotation, cellular component: plasma membrane. Gene Ontology annotation, molecular function: odorant binding; olfactory receptor activity. The coding region runs from base 1 to 1074 and encodes 357 amino acids. Lineage: Eukaryota; Metazoa; Arthropoda; Insecta; Coleoptera; Chrysomelidae. Gene Ontology annotation, biological process: sensory perception of smell; detection of chemical stimulus involved in sensory perception of smell. The record is from RefSeq and is a predicted model, not a curated record. The transcript has 8 exons.
AUGAAGAAAAUUGAUAAAAGCGUACCGUUUUCCGCAACAAAAGCGAUUUUAUCUUUCUUUUUAGUCUACCAUGGAAAACAAUCAAUUUUAAGAUUAUUUUUACUGGGUACUUUGAAAUUAUCUAUACUCAUUGUUGUACCCAUCGCCACUUUUGUUCAUCUAAUUGUGGUCAAGAAAAAAGAAUUAGACGUACCAAUUGCUGAGAAUGUUUCAAUAGGAAUAAGCAUAUCAGCAAUGACUAUACUGAGCACUUUAGUACCUUUCUAUUCGAAAGAAUGGACCAACGUUUUCGAGAAACUUUCAGAUUUCAAAACGUUCAAAAAACCAUCAAAACUUGGAAAAACUAUCAAACUUUAUAAUACAUUAUCGAUAGCAUCAUCCGCUUAUUGUGGCGGGGGAGCAGUUUUUUACACCAUCGCUUGUUAUUUCGAAUCUAAAAAAUGUUUAGAUAUUGAUAAAGAAAAUUACGCCAUCUUUGUUGUUCAGUUUAUAAUGAUAUUCGUCACUUGUGUAUGCGGCGGCGCUGUGAAUUACCUUAUUUGCGAAGUUGCGUUGUACGCAUCUUUGCAGAUUAGUUCAUUGAAAACCAGGUUUCUGGAAAUUAUCCACAUUAAAGCCCAAGAAGAACAAGAUACUAAAUUGAACAUGUGGAUACAAGAUCACCAAUCAAUGAUAAUAAUUCUAGAAGAAGCAAAAAGAUUAACAAAGAUUUGUGUAGGCGCUGGAUCUUUAUCGUUUGCUUUGGUAUGUGCUUCUGUUGCAAAUCAAAUCAUGAACAGGAAUAAACCAGUAGGAUCGGUUUUACACUUGGUGGGAUGGAUAGCGUCUUUAUUCAUGCAUUGCCAUGCUGGACAAAUAAUUAUGUCUGAUAGCGAAUCCAUGGCAGAAGCCGUAUAUAAUUCCAAAUGGUAUAAAAUUAAUCUAACAACAAGAAAAAGCAUCUUGAUAAUACUGAAGAGAUGUCAAAAACCGUUAACUUUGGAUGCUCUUCCACAAGGAAGUUUAAAUUAUCCACUGUUUAUGAUGAUUGCGAAAUCUUCAUACUCGUUAUUAACAUUCCUUAGCAAUACAUAGAGGCACCUUAAAUGAAGAUAAAAUCAGCAUAAUCGAAAUUAAAAACACGCUUUAGUUAAUAAAGGAUUCAAGCAUG